AUGUAUAUAUUACAGGCAGAAGAUCCAGAAAUUUAUUUAAAAGAAGGGAUAUAUUCAGAAAUUGGGGCCGAAGAUAGUGGAGUAGAAGAGGAAGUAACUAAAGAUAUGUCAAAAAAGGACGUUAACGAGGACGAUGCAGAUGGAAACGAUAACGAAGUCUCUGAUGAUGGCGAAUGUAAAGAUACUUCAGCAGUCGAGAAUGCUAAUGGCGAAGAAAUAACGGAGCAGAAAUUAUCUGACGCCCAAAAUAUCGAAGAUGCAGAAGAGGAGAAAGAUGGAGAAAAAAAUGCCAAAGCUAGCGAAUUGGAAGAAUUGGAGCAGGCAGAAAUGCAAACAGAAGAUAUUGAGUUCUCUCAAGAUGAAGUAAAGAAAGGAGAAUCGAAUGAAAAUGUAAACAUCGAGCCAAAUGGAGAAACCGGAGAAGAGGAGAAAGAAAAUAUGAAAGAGGCAGAGAACAACGAGCUAAAUACGGACGUUGAAAAUGUGACAAAAAGUGAGGAAGGUGGCGAGGAAGUCGAGGAUAAGAAAGAAACCGAUGAGGAAAAAUUGGAAGAAAAUAAAGAGGGAAGUGAAGAAGAAAUUAACGCAGAAAAUAAGGAUGAAAAAGAAGAAGAGAAUGAGGAAGAAAACACAACAAAAUCCGAAGAAAACACCGAACAAAGUGAAGAAAAAGUGGAAGAAGAAAAUGUUGAAGCUGAAAAACAGGAAACUGUUGCUGAAUGUAGCGAAGAAAAGAAUGUAGAUGAAAGCACGCAAGAAGAAACGACUGUCCAAGAUAAUGAAGAAAAGGAGGCAGACGAUGGUACUCAAGAAGAAACAGCUGUUGAAACCACUGAAGUGACAGAAAAUAGUCAAGAUGAUAGUCAAGUUUGUGAAGCUAAUAAAGAAGAACAAGUUUCUGAAGUUAGUAAAGAAGAAGAGGAGAAAGAAGAAGAAAAAGCCGAAACAAAGGAAGAAAAUAAAGAGGAAACUCAAGCCGAAAAUGAAGCUAACGAUGAAAAUCAAGAAGAACAAGCAAAAGUUGAAACCCAAGAAAAUAAAAUCGAGGAACAAGAAGUUAAACAAGAUGCAGAAGAAAAUGAAGAAGAAGGAGAUGCUGAAGAAAAUCAAGAGCAGCCAAAUGCUGAUGAACAGAAAGAUGAAGAAUCCGAACAGAAAGACGAAAAUAAGGAAAAUGGAAAUGAAGAAUCUGAAACGAAAGAAAAGGCUGAAGAAAAUACGGAAGAAUCGAACGAACAGAAUAAAGCAGAAACUUCGGGUUCGACGGAAAAUGUGCAUAAAAAGAUGACAAAUUUAGAGAUUUUAAAAGCAGAAACGAAUCCUAAAGAAUUUCAACGUCUUAACGCAGAAGAGAGAGAAGAAAAAAUGAGAAAAUUGAUCAAACUUUUAGAAAGAACUAAAAGAGAAAGGAAAUAUUACGAAAUGCAAAGAGCAGAAUUAGUAAAACGAGCCAAAGAAUUAAAAGAAUUAAAAAUGCACCAACUAGAAAAAGCACGGGAUGCAUGGAAAAAGCGUUAUUAUCAAGCAAAGAAAAACACUCCAAGAUUAGAAGACGAAUGCUUUCAACUCAGACAAGAAUUAGAGAAGUUAGUUAGAGAAAUGUUAAGCCAGAUAUAUAACGAAGAGAAAGCUGCUGCAGGAAGAAACGAACCGUCAUCUAGAACAACAUACAAAUUAGGAAUACUUCGCCUUUUACAAGAUAUAGAAGAAUUAAGGCAGAGAGUCGAAUCGACAAAAAUUAAACUAAAAGCAGAAAUCGAGCUAAGGAGACAAGCCGAGGACGAUGUUAAGAGAUUACGCGAAGAUUUACUUAAGAAAAAAAUUCAAGUGUCUCUUACUCGCGAUAGUAAAUCCUCUUCAUUGAAAUCUGCUUACGGUUAUCGACAGGGUAUCGGUGCCAUUAUGUGAAAAUCCAUUUUUUGUGUUACGAAUGAAUGUUAGAAAUUAUCGCUCUUCCACGGACGAUAGCUGCUUC
This is a messenger RNA of Centruroides sculpturatus (bark scorpion), 1975 nucleotides long. Its product is annotated as trichohyalin-like. The coding region runs from base 1 to 1908 and encodes 635 amino acids. The transcript has 7 exons. The record is from RefSeq and is a predicted model, not a curated record. NCBI's taxonomy places the organism in Eukaryota, Metazoa, Arthropoda, Arachnida, Scorpiones, Buthidae.